AUGCCCUUGUCUCACAGACACAAGCGCUCGCGUAGCUCCUUAGCACUCUCUCUUCUGCAUCGCGACAAAUCCCGCGGCGAAGAGAAGAGCGGAGACGACAACACCGACACCAACUCGGUCGCAUCAGCCUCGACGAAUGGCUCCUCUCGAUUGACGCAUGCCCGCAGUCUAAGUCGUCACAAUUCCCGCAAACCGCCCAACGACACGAGUCCAUCCCCCGCGAACCCCUCAAUCCCCGAGAUAGGCCCCGUGGACCCAGACCCAAACACACCGAUCGUGGACGAUAUGGAUUCCGCGCCGCAGGUGGUAGAAACAGGCAGCAUGUCCCUGGACCAGUCGGUGCGAACAUUCCGACUGUUUGAGAUCCUGCGCAGCGGAGACACCACUGCCAUCGGCAAGGUGAUUCAGGAAUCCAAGGAUCCCCAAGUGGCAAACAACUUGUACGGAACGACCAUAUUGCAUCUGGCUCUGCAGUGCGCUGAACCCCAGAUCGUGGAGUAUGUUUUAUCCGAGGGUAAUGGGUUGGAUAUCAACGCUCGCGAUCGUGAAGGAAAUACUCCGCUGCACUUGGCGGCUCAACUGGGUCGUGUCUCACUUGUGCGCGACCUCUUGAAUAAACCCGAGAUCAAUGAUGCGAUUUUCAACUACCGAGGCCAGACACCCCUUGACGUUGCGCGCAGCCCGGAGAUCUUCCAGCAACUGCAACUGGCUCGUUCCCUGUUCAUCGAUACCAAGACCCAGGAAAUCCAGAGCAUGAUCAGCAACAAGGACUAUGAGGAUUUAGAGAAAUUGCUAGAAGAGCCCCGCGCGGAGGGCAUUUUAGAUGUCAACAGCUUGGAGUUGGUCACUGAGAGAGCUACCGUUCAAUCGGGCGGUACUUUGUUACACGAGGGGGCUCGGAAUAAGGACGCACAGCUCAUUCAGAUCCUUCUAACUCAUGGAGCUGAUCCGUUCCGUCGCGAUAAGAAGGGAAAGCUUCCUCAGGAUGUCACCAAGGACGACAAGACGCGGGCACUUCUGAAGAAGUCGCCCGCUGCUGUUAUUGCGCAGCGUGGUAUCCAAGAGAAAGCUAUUCUUGGAAACAAUAGUGCCCAAGGCUUGUCUGGUCGCGCCUCUAUCGGGGAAGCACCUUUGGCCGGUAAAGAUGCGCGUGAAAUGAGGGGUUAUCUUAAGAAGUGGACUAACUACACGAGUGGCUACAAGCUGCGGUGGUUCGUACUUGAAGAUGGUGUCUUGAGCUACUACAAGCAUCAAGACGAUGCCGGUGCCGCUUGCCGUGGUGCCAUAAACAUGAGAAUUGCUAGACUCAACAUGGAUGCGCAGGAUAAAACUCGGUUCGAAAUUCACGGCAAAUCGUCUGUCAAGUAUCAUUUGAAGGCAAACCAUGUUGUGGAGGCGAAGCGCUGGUUCUGGUCUCUGAACAACGCCAUCCAAUGGGCCAAGGACGAAGCCAAGGAAGAAGAACGACAGCGAUCCAAGGACGCGGAAGCCCUCCGUCAGGCUAAGAUAGAUCAGAACACCGGAGAAACACCCUCCGAGUCUGGUCUAAGCCGAAGAACGAGUGGCAGGGGACCUCCAGCGUCGUCUCUCGGAGUGCCCAACAGUGGCCUCAACAGAAUGAGCACAGCCACAUCGCGAACAACCCUUGAAACCUCCCUCGCCGAGGAAGAGGGCUCGGUCUAUGGCUCAGUUGACCAAGAUAACGCGCCUAACGAAGUGAAUCGCGUGAUCAGUCACAUGUCCACUGUCCCUGAUGGAGAGGGUUAUGACGAAGACUACAAUGACUAUGAUUCAAGCCACGAGAUGCCCUCUAAUGAUAAAGAUGCACUUAACAUUACUGCACAGUCUGCGAAAUUGCAGUUAGAUCUCCUUUCUCAUGUCGCCGCUUCGCUUCAAGCGGAACGAUCCAAGAACCCAGAAAUGUCUAUUGCCGACCCUACUGUUGACAAGGCUCUCUCCGCCUAUGAAGGGGCUGUUAGCAGUCUCAAGGGGCUCAUCCAGAAUCUUCUCAAGAUUUCACGGGACCGGGACUCUUAUUGGCAAUAUCGUCUAAAUCGCGAGGAAUACCUCCGCCAUAUGUGGGAGGAAAGUAUGGCUCGCGUCGCCCAAGAGCAUGAAGAACUUCAAUCUAAGAUGGGCGAAUCCGAGGAGAAGCGCAAGCGAACUAAGAAGGCCCUGAAGGAGGCGUUGGAGACUGCAACAGCCGCCAGCCGAUCUACCAGCGGCCCGUCCUCAAGGAUUCCCACCGAAAAUACUAGUGAUGUGGAAAAAAGCCAGUCAGACAUCCGCGAAGCUGAACCGGUAUCCGAGGAGAGCCAACCGACUCAGCUUACAGGAGAAGAUGCCGUUACCCGCCGACCCUCUGCACUUUCUCGUAUUAGCAGUUUGUACGACUCUGAAUCGGACGGUGAUGAAUUCUUCGAUGCCAUUGAUGCUGGCGAGAUCGAAGUAGAGGAAUUCAGUCAAGCCAAUGAGAAUAAGGAGCCCGAGGAACCUGAGGAUGAAAGUGCUCAAGCUAAAGCUAGAAAUGAGAAAUCUGUCGUGAUCAAGCCCUCUUUCAAGGGCUACGAAGAUCCCGUGAGGCAGAGACUCAAGAUGGAUAAUGAUAACAGGCCAAAAAUUGGUCUUUGGGGUAUUUUGAAAUCUAUGAUUGGCAAGGACAUGACGAAGAUGACUUUACCUGUGUCUUUCAACGAGCCCACUUCAUUACUUCAACGAGUUGCAGAGGAUCUGGAGUACACUGACCUUCUUGAUGUCGCUGCGGAUCGCUCUGACUCAAUGGAACGUUUGUUGUAUGUCGCAUCCUAUGCUGCCAGUGAAUAUGCCUCCACCAUUGGACGUGUGGCCAAGCCAUUCAACCCUCUUCUGGGUGAAACCUUUGAGUAUGUUCGACCCGACAAGGGUUAUCGGUUCUUUGUCGAGCAAGUCAGCCACCACCCUCCAAUUGGUGCGGCGUGGGCCGAAUCUCCCAAGUGGGACUACUGGGGCGAGUCCUCACUCAAGUCUAAAUUCUACGGAAAGUCGUUCGAUAUCAACCUUCUGGGUACUUGGUUCCUCAAGCUACGCCCGUGCACAGGUGGCGAAGAGCUGUAUACCUGGAAGAAGGUUACAUCAUCAGUGAUUGGCAUCAUCACAGGUAACCCAACAGUAGACAACUACGGUUUAAUGGAGAUCAAGAACCACACAACCGGCGAAGUCUGCUAUCUAGACUUCAAGCCUCGCGGAUGGAAAGCAUCCUCCGCCUACCAAGUCACCGGUAAAGUGGUUGACAGCGAAGGAUCCCCGAAAUGGAGCAUCGGCGGACGAUGGAACGAUAAGAUCUACGCUCGACACACACCAGGCUUCGAAGCCCCUGUCUCCGGCCAAGACCCCGAAUCAGCUAAGACACUACUGGUCUGGCAAGCUCACGAGCGUCCAAAGGGCCUCCCAUUCAACCUCACUCCAUUCGUCAUCACUCUCAACGCUAUCCCAGAUAACCUGCGCGCUUGGCUUCCUCCAACCGAUACCCGACUCCGUCCCGACCAACGUGCCAUGGAAGACGGCGAAUAUGACUUCGCCGCAGACGAGAAGCACCGCGUGGAAGAGAAGCAGCGUGCUAAGCGCCGCGAAAGAGAAACUAACGGUGACGUUUACUCUCCCCAAUGGUUUGGUCGAGCUAAAUGCCCCAUUACUGGGGAAGAGUACUGGGAGCAUAAUGGUAAAUACUGGGCUAGCCGAGAUGCACAAGACUGGAGCCUCUCUGAAGAUAUUUUCUAA
This is a messenger RNA of Penicillium angulare, 3756 nucleotides long. RefSeq names its product OSBP family protein. The record is from RefSeq and is a predicted model, not a curated record. Gene Ontology annotation, molecular function: sterol binding; protein binding. Bases 1 to 3756 code for a protein of 1251 amino acids. Gene Ontology annotation, cellular component: nuclear envelope; intracellular membrane-bounded organelle; membrane. Gene Ontology annotation, biological process: exocytosis; endocytosis; maintenance of cell polarity. Lineage: Eukaryota; Fungi; Ascomycota; Eurotiomycetes; Eurotiales; Aspergillaceae. The transcript is spliced from 3 exons.